AUGUCAAAUACCGAACAACAGCAAACAAAUGCCAUCCCUGUGAUUCAGCCUUUGGAAUUAAUCGAUAAAUGUAUUGGAUCGUCGAUAUUUGUUCUGAUGAAAGACGAUAAAGAACUGGUAGGAACACUUAGAGGAUUUGAUGAUUAUAUUAACAUGAUUCUGGACAAUGUCACCGAAUACUCAUACACUGUGGAUGGAUCUCGGAAAGAAACCAAGCUUCCUUCCCUUAUCUUAAACGGCAACAACGUGGCGAUUCUCGCUCCUGGUCUCACAGAACCACCUGCUGAAGAGUUGAACGCAGACAUCCGAUUCUAA
Molecule: messenger RNA, 315 nt
Organism: Naegleria lovaniensis
Lineage: Eukaryota; Heterolobosea; Eutetramitea; Acrasida; Naegleriidae
Exons: 3
Coding region: 1-315 (104 amino acids)
Biological process (GO): mRNA splicing, via spliceosome
Cellular component (GO): U4/U6 x U5 tri-snRNP complex; Lsm1-7-Pat1 complex; U6 snRNP
Molecular function (GO): RNA binding
Source: RefSeq, a predicted model, not a curated record